Nerophis lumbriciformis (worm pipefish) is the source of this 1881-nucleotide messenger RNA. The record is from RefSeq and is a predicted model, not a curated record. Lineage: Eukaryota; Metazoa; Chordata; Actinopteri; Syngnathiformes; Syngnathidae.
AUGAUGGAUUCAACCCCUGCUGUCACAACCAUAAUGACUCUGGCCUCUCACUCGGACAUGUCCGGUUACUUGUGGAUCUUGAUAUUGGGCUUUGUAAUUGCCUUUGUCUUGGCAUUUUCUGUCGGGGCCAACGAUGUGGCAAACUCCUUUGGUACAGCAGUUGGUUCCGGGGUGGUCACCUUGCGACAGGCCUGUAUCCUGGCCACCAUCUUUGAGACAGCGGGCUCAGUCCUGUUAGGGGCCAAAGUCAGCGAGACGAUUCGAAAGGGUAUUAUUGACGUCCAGAUGUACAACGGCUCCGAGUAUGUCCUCAUGGCAGGAUCAAUAAGUGCAAUGUGUGGCUCUGCCGUGUGGCAGUUGGCUGCAUCAUUCCUGAGGCUCCCCAUUUCCGGAACUCACUGCAUCGUCGGGGCGACUAUAGGUUUUUCCAUGGUAGCCAGAGGUCACCAUGGUGUCAAAUGGAUGGAGCUACUUCGCAUUGUGGCUUCCUGGUUCCUAUCACCAGUGCUGUCAGGCAUCUUGUCUGGGAUUCUCUUUUUCUUUAUUCGCAAAUUCAUUCUUUUUAAGGCUGACCCGCUUCCAAACGGCCUCCGAACUCUUCCAGUGUUCUACGCCUUCACUGUGGGCAUCAACCAACUCUCCAUCAUGUUUACAGGAGCACCAAUGCUGGGAUUUGACAGGGUACCAUGGUGGUGCAUGCUAUGCAUCUCACUUGGAUGUGGUGUCAUCACAGCGUUAGUCGUUUGGCUUGUUGCCUGUCCACGCCUGAAGAGGAAAAUAAAACAAAAAAUAGUCGCUUCUCCCUGUGAGACUCCUCUGAUCGAGUUAAACCGUAAUCAACACACUCAAGUGGUGGACACAUCAAUACCCCGAUAUCCACAAACUCAGACCCAUCUAACAGACAGUCAAAAUGUUGCCUUCAAACUUGGAGGGUCAGAAGAAGCUGAUCUAGACAAGGAGAUCAAAGACUUCCAGGUCAAUAAUGGACUAGAUAGUAAUGUUGGUCCCAUGAUGAUCACAGACCCCCAUAAUGAACGACUACAUGCCAUCCAGAAAGACUCUGGUCUUUACAAGGACUUGUUACAAAAGCUACACAUGGCUAAGGUCGGUGACUGCAUUGGUGACAGUGACACAGAGGAGCGUCCUAUUCGGCGAAACAACAGCUACACCUCCUACACCCUGGCCAUUUAUGGCAUUCAGGGAGAAUCUAAGAACAAGGACAGUGACGACUGGAGGAGGAGGUCCAGAGUGGACAGCUACAGCAGCUACAAUUCAACACUGACCAAAGGAAGUUCAGUGAAGGAUACCAGCGUGGCACACGAGGCUGUUUGGGAGCAACCUAUUGAAGAAGAUGAGCUGGAGCUUGACCAACCAGUUGUUUCCGCCCUUUUUCAAUUCCUUCAGAUACUAACAGCGUGCUUCGGCUCCUUUGCACAUGGCGGGAAUGAUGUCAGCAAUGCUAUUGGUCCUCUUGUGGCCCUCUGGCUUUUGUACGAAAGUGGUUCUGUUACAUCAAAUGCACCUACACCUAUCUGGCUACUUCUAUAUGGAGGAGUAGGUAUCUGCAUGGGACUCUGGGUAUGGGGCCGCAGGGUGAUUCAGACCAUGGGUAAAGAUCUUACCCCCAUCACACCAUCCAGUGGCUUCAGCAUAGAGCUGGCCUCGGCUCUUACAGUUGUUGUGGCAUCUAAUGUUGGGCUUCCUGUCAGCACAACACACUGCAAGGUUGGAUCAGUGGUAGCUGUGGGAUGGCUGCGUUCAAGGAAAGCAGUGGACUGGCAUUUGUUCAGGAACAUUUUUAUUGCCUGGUUUGUCACUGUUCCUAUCUCAGGUCUCAUCAGUGCUGCCAUCAUGGCACUCUUCAUUUAUGCCAUUCUGUGA